This is a messenger RNA of Danaus chrysippus (African queen), 645 nucleotides long. NCBI's taxonomy places the organism in Eukaryota, Metazoa, Arthropoda, Insecta, Lepidoptera, Nymphalidae. The record is from the annotation of a GenBank genome assembly.
CUGGUGGGAUGUAAGGUUCUUCUGGACAGCGGUCAAUACUCGCGUCGUCACGAUAGGGUUAUUGAGAUCAUACGUGAAGCGGUUAGUCUCUCGGUAGCCAGAGCGCAAAGGGAAAUAACCACAAACGAGCGAUCAAUAGGUUUUGUGAGAGAGGGCACUAGGGCUAUAAAAUCAAACGUCAAGCCUUACUCUAUCCUUAAAGCGGCUUCGGAUUGGAAUAUCAUGAUGGAUACGUAUGAGAAACAAUACAAAAUCCCCGAGGAUAUUUGUGCGUCGGCCUCCAGAUCAGACUUAUUUCUAUAUUCGCGUAUUUUAAAGCGCGUUGUGAUGAUAGAGCUUACGUUGCCUUGGGAAACCAACAUCCCCAAAGACCAUACCAUCAAAGUCAAUAAGUAUUACGAGCUCACUAACGAACUAACUCGAAAUAGGUUCGUCGUUGAUUUGUACGCGGUAGAGGUGGGAGCGAGAGGUAUAACAGCUAAAUCUCUCUAUAACCUACUAAAAGACUUGGGCCUGUCCAGAACUAACAUUAAUUCAUUCUUGGAACGUACGUCGAAGGCAGCCCUAGUAGGUUCUUUUCAAAUUUGGUUAGGUAGAGAGAGGAGCUUGGACAGUGGAGGUGAGCGUAUAACGCGCGUUAGUUAA